AUGAUUCAAAAAAACAUAAAUGAAUUAAAUAAUCAGUUUAUUAAAACCUUAAGUUAUCCUUCUUCUUCAACAAAAUCACAAAAUAAAGACAUACUAAACAAUAUAACAAAUAACAUCAACAUUAAGAAUAAACCCAAACCCACAACAACAACAACUACUACAACCACUACAACUACUACUGCAAAUGCAAAUUCCUCUUCAAUUAAUACAAAUAAUAAUACAACUCAUCAAUUAAACCAGUUUAAUUUAUUGUCAAACAAUGGCCAUAAUUCUUCCAAUAUUAAUACCUUAACUUCUAAAAAUAAUAAUAACAACAACAAUAAUAAUAACAAUAACAACAACAAUAAUAAUAACAAUAAUAACAAAAAUAAUAAUAUUAAUACCAACAAUAAUACCAAUAACAAUGAAGACUUUAAAUUCAAUCCAAAAAUUAAUCCUCAAAAUAACUUUGUCAAAAUUAAACCCUUAGAUCCAAAAUUGACAAACAAUAUCGAAAAAGUCAUAAAAUCCGUUAACGAUGCUAACAAAAGAGUCUCCAAUAUACAAAAUAUCACCACUAGUUCCUACUCUAAAAAAAUUAAAAAAAACUUUGUGGGCCCUUGGAAACUAGGCAGAACCUUAGGAAGAGGCUCUACUGGUAGAGUUAGACUAGCAAAAAACUGCAAAACUGCCCAACUAGCUGCUGUCAAAAUCGUACCCAAAUCAAACAUCCUAAAAUCAAACACAAAUGGCCAAAACAAUAACAGCAUCAAAAACAAUUACGGAAUCGAAAGAGAAAUCCAAAUCAUGAAACUAAUCAACCAUCCAAAUAUCAUGGCCUUAUACGACGUCUGGGAAAACAAAGGCGAACUAUACCUAGUACUUGAAUACAUAGAAGGUGGUGAAUUGUUUGAUUAUCUUGUCAAAAAGGGCUCUUUGCCCGAAAACGAAGCUGUCCAUUACUUUAAACAAAUUGUAAAUGGCGUCAACUAUUGCCACUCCUUCAACAUUUGCCAUAGAGACUUGAAGCCAGAAAACUUACUCUUGGAUAAACACCAAAACAUCAAAAUUGCUGACUUUGGUAUGGCUGCUUUUGAAGUACGUGAUAAACUUUUAGCAACUUCCUGUGGUUCUCCCCAUUAUGCUUCUCCCGAAAUUGUUGCUGGUGAAAACUAUCAUGGUGGGCCCUCUGAUAUUUGGUCCUGUGGUGUUAUAUUAUUUGCUUUAUUAACUGGUCACUUGCCCUUUGAUGAUCCAAACAUUAGAAAACUAUUGUUGAAAGUUCAAACUGGCAAAUUCACUAUACCGCCGGAACUAUCUCCCGAAGCUAAAGAUCUAAUUUCAAAAAUGCUAAAAAUAAAACCAGAAGAACGUAUUAAAAUCGACGAUAUCUUGAAACAUCCUCUUUUAAAAAAGUAUCCAAAUAUAAAAUUGAAAGGAAUAAGCAACUACUAUAACUCUAACAAUGGCCGUAAUAACAAUUUCGACUAUAAUAAACCUCCGAUUCCUAAAGAAAUUUUAAAAAAACCCGUCAAAUUCCAAGAUAUUGACCGAGAAAUACUAAAGGGUCUUCAAGUCUUGUGGCAUGGUGAAGAAGAAAAUGUCAUUGUAUCAAAAUUGACAUCAAACGAAGAAAAUAGUGAAAAGUUGUUUUAUCACUUGUUAAUUAAACAUAGAAGGGAUCAUCCUGACAAUGAUGAUGAUAUGUUUCAUACCAAAAAUAACUCAAACAAUAAUUAUGGAAACCAAAAUAAUAACAACAAUAACUACCAUAAAAAUCAUGAUGCCAAUCACAGUAAUUAUAACUACAAAAACUAUAAUAAUGACUACAAAAAUCAUUACAAUUCAACCACUAAUAAUACAGAUGAUAAAAACAUCUCUGUUAAAAAGGUUGUAAAUAGGAAAUUGCAGAACCAAAAAGUUAUAAAACAGUUGAAUGAUUCUUCUAUCACUGCGCAAGACUUGAUAAAACAAAAAAAAUUAACCAUUACACAUUCCAAGAGCAUAGUAACAACCACAAUAGUAGAUGAAAAUGGAAACAAAAAUGUUAUAAUUUCAACAGAACCAAUUCCCAAGUCAACUAGAAUGCGAUCCUCUUCCUCUAAAAAACUAGCUCAAAUUAAGAAAGAUUAUAAAAGAUCUGGCGGAAAAACUUCUAAACCAAAAUCAAAAACAAAAGAUCAUGGUGGCAAGGUUGCAAUAUCCGCUUCUUCUUCCUACAGAAGAGCCGUAUCUUUUAAUACAAAAGAUUCACAAGGUAGAGUAAAAAGCAGCACAAGCAUUUCAAAAAAAUUACAUUUACAACAGCUGCAGCAACACCUACUGGAUCAAGUACAAGGAAAUGUACCUCCUUUACCAGAUAAUAUAUCCAAUGAAUUAAGUUUUAUGAAGGGCCAUUCUAAAAGAGAUUCGGCCAAUGCAUUUACUAUUCCUACCAACUUUGAUGAUAUUUUAUCAAUUUCUCAAAGUCCUUCAAGAUCAAGUAUGGAUACUCCCAAUAAAAAAAUCAAACUAUCAACUGCAGAUGAAUUUUUUAAUGGCCAUAACUCAUAUAUUGAUCUGGAUCUUUCAAAUACAAGCGAAAUAGGGGUUAAUAUCAAAAGGCUUUCAAUUGGCUCAUCUUCAAGCAAAAGGUCUAGCUUCAGAUUAUCUCUUACAAAUAAAAGAAAUUCUAUGCCUGGGAAAACGAAACGCAACUCUAGAUCUUAUAUAACAACCAAACAAACCUCCAAAAGUCCUGCAAAAGACUAUUUAAAUCAACCUACUUUCAACAUGCCUCCUCCUAAUAACUUGACCGGACUUAAUUGGUCUGCAAAAGAGAAUCCUCUCACAUCAAAAGAUUUUGCUGCUUUAUGUGAACAUGCUUUUGGUUUUAAUAUUGAAAAAAACUCAAAUGAAAAUCACAAGAUUCUGAAAUUUGAUAAAAAUAAAAAAGAACUUGAACGUCUAAGAAAGGAACAAGAAGAUAAAAAAGAACAGGAGAGAAUUGAUGCAAUUAAGAGAGCGGAGAUGAUGGCUCAAAUGUUAAAAGAAAAAGACGAAGAAGCAAGGCUAUUGAAGAUUCAAUAUGAAAAAUUACUAAAAGAAAAAGAUUUAGCAUCAAGCGAUCAACGCAGAGCUAUAUCAAGCCCUCUACCCUCAAAUUCUGAAGAAGAAGAAGAAGCAUCAAGUUCUACAAAAGAACCUGGCUUAAUAUCAAAACUGGCCAACCAAAGAAGAGCAAUUAGUGAAAAUAAAUAUCUGAAGAUUGCUCAGAACACUGAUUAUAAAAAGCCCAAAGUCAAAUUUAUGGUUUCAGAAACUUCUAAUGGCAAUGAUUCCAAAGACAUGACUGGUUCAACAACUUUGAUCAAUGAAUUUAGCAAUGUAUCUCUUAGAAACUAUAUGGAGAAACCUAAAACAAAUAGGUUACCUCCAGAAACUUCAACUGAUUUAAUAAUUGAAGAAGAUGAUAUUUAUGCCGAUGCCCAAGAAUCUCUUACUCAGGUGUUUCCUGGUUACAGCUCUAGAUCAAAUUUUGUUAAAUACAAUCAAAAAAUCAAUUCAAACAAAUCCAGCUCGAAUCAGAAUAAUGAUUUCCUAAAUUCAGGUGUGCUUAAAGAAGAAGAAGGUUCUCUGCAAACUACUAUCAAAAAUAAUAAUACUUUAUCUCAACUUCAUGCAUCGAGCAAAUCAACUAAUCAAGUUUUAAUUUCAAAACUGGUUGCGGUUCUGCCUGAUAAAAAUUCAAGCUCUUCAGAUAACAAGGAAAUAGACGAAUUAACCAAAACCCUUGAGGUGACAACUUUGGAUCCUACAAAACUGAAAGAUUCUGGAUCGCGUCAAAUACUGUUGAUUCCUUACAGAGAAGCACCAAAAGCCCCUAUGAGUCCCACAGCAACAAACAUUGACUCAAAUACAGUGAAUGCUAAUAGCAGUCAUGGCUCUUCAGUUAUUCAAAAUGUUGAAAAUAAAAGGAUAACAAUGAUUGGGGAUUCAAUAAUGACCAAACACAUUACUACUAAUUUUGGCAAUACCGGAAAUAAAGGUAAAGAUUUGACUGUGAAAUUACGACCACAAUCAUAUAGCGCUGAAACAGCACCAGCAAAAGGUUCUUUAAACAAUCAAAAUCCUAUAGAAAAAGUUAGAAUAGCUUCUUCUGUUGCACAACCAAAGCAGAGUUGGUUUUCAAAAGUAAUUAAUAAUUUAGUUUCGUCUGGAUCUUCAAAUGAAUCGAAAUCAAUUGAAACAUUUUUGGCAGCUGAUAAAUUGGUCCCCAUAAUUAGAGAUUCUUUAAAUACUCGAUUAAAAGAAGGGACAGUUUCAAAAGUAAAAUUUGAACCUAAAAAUAAUACUAUCAACGGCGUUAUUCCAGCCAAAGUUGCUCAUGGAAGAUCAUUGAAGUUCAAGUUACAUAUUAAGCCUUUGGCCACUACAAGCAAAGAUGAGCUGACAGUUAGAUCAAUUGUAACCAUAAGUAAGGCUAAGGGAUCACUGAAAUCAUUUCAAACUUUGGUUUCGGCUGUUGAAAAAAUAAUAGAAAAUGAAGAAAAAAAUGCUAAAACUAAUUAA
This is a messenger RNA of Ascoidea rubescens DSM 1968, 4530 nucleotides long. RefSeq names its product Pkinase-domain-containing protein. Gene Ontology annotation, biological process: intracellular signal transduction; protein phosphorylation. Gene Ontology annotation, cellular component: cytoplasm. Lineage: Eukaryota; Fungi; Ascomycota; Saccharomycetes; Ascoideales; Ascoideaceae. The record is from RefSeq and is a predicted model, not a curated record. Gene Ontology annotation, molecular function: protein serine/threonine kinase activity; ATP binding. The coding region runs from base 1 to 4530 and encodes 1509 amino acids. The transcript has a single exon.